GGAACAAUAUGGGAGAAUGUCUUAAAAUCGCUAUUUUGUUGAUAUUCCCACAACACAACUAUACAUGUAUUUAUGCAUUUUUCCCCUUUUCAUUUGGGAUAUAUUUAAAUACAGCUUGCUAAGUUACAGAUUUCAUGUCUGGGAUCUUUGGAAGUCCUCUUCUAUUUCCCCAAUCCAGACUUUCAGUCUGUGAUGGGGAGAAGACCAGUCAGGUUUCUCAUUGAGCAUGCAUGAGAGUACAGCACUAACAUUGGCUCCUGGCAGAUGAUGCACCAGGAGCUAAAGAGGAGCUCGUGGAUGAAGAUGGCAUCGGCUGCGUAGGAUAGGUUCAGCCUCUGUCAAUCAUGUCAGCUAAUUUUGAAGAGAGAAGUGGCAUAGUGUCAUGUACAACUCCUUGGGGCUGCUGGUACCAAACCAUGGAGGAAGUUUUUAUUGAAGUUCACGUGCCUCCUGGAACACAAGCCAGAGAUAUUCAUUGCAAACUUGGAAGCAGGGAUAUAAGACUAACCGUGCAGGGGAAAGAUGUCAUUAAGGGAAAAUUAUUUGAUUCUACAAUAAGUGAUGAGGGAACAUGGACCUUAGAGGAUAGAAAACUAAUAAGGAUAAUUUUGACAAAGUCAAAUCGGAAUGCUGGUAAUUGCUGGACCUCUUUAUUGGAAGAAGAGUAUUCUGCUGAUCCACUGGUGCAGGAUCAAAUGCAAAAAAAACUUACAUUGGAAAGAUUUCAAAGAGAGAAUCCUGGCUUUGAUUUCAGCGGAGCAGAACUUUCAGGAAAUUACAGCAAAGGAGGACCAGACUUUUCAUUUACGGAAAAAUAAACACUAUAUCCUGUGAAUAAGAAAAAUAAACGCCUUCAUUAUUUCUUGUUAACAUAUAAAAAGUAAUAACUGAAAAA
This is a messenger RNA of Pelobates fuscus (common spadefoot toad), 895 nucleotides long. It is a transcript of the gene NUDCD2, whose product is annotated as NudC domain containing 2. The transcript is spliced from 5 exons. The coding region runs from base 345 to 818 and encodes 157 amino acids. Gene Ontology annotation, biological process: protein folding. Gene Ontology annotation, cellular component: cytoplasm. The record is from RefSeq and is a predicted model, not a curated record. Lineage: Eukaryota; Metazoa; Chordata; Amphibia; Anura; Pelobatidae.